UUAGGAUGUUGUACACGUAAGAUAUGUUGCCAAGAAUGACCAUUUGCAGAAAAAAAAAUUAAAUUAUUAACUAGAACACUUGGAGUAGAUGUUUUACAGUGACAAUCUUCUAAUGUUACCAUAGUAACAGAAUAUAUUUUGGCAUGAGGAUUCACUGCAUAAUGUUAUCAUUUCAAGUCAACUCCUAUGGUAUUUUUCUAGUUUUUGUCAGAAGUAAUAUUCUAAAUCGUAGUUUUCUGUGUGGAAUUUUAACACAGGUUGGUAUGGCUGCUACUCUAGCUGGGGUGUGCCAGGUACCCCUCACGGCAGUUUUGCUUCUUUUUGAACUAACACAAGAUUAUCGAAUUGUUCUGCCACUUUUGGGAGCUGUGGGACUCUCUUCAUGGGUUACAUCUGACAAGACAAGGAAAAGAGUCACUGAUAAAACCAGCAAAACGAAAGACCAAAACGUUGUAGCAACUUCACCAGAGAGAUAUUCUUACGACUCCACUGUUAACUCUACUUCUCCUAAUGUCAAGGAACCAAACGGUAGUAGCCUUUGUGAACUCGAGAGUUCACUCUGUCUGAAUGAUGAAUCUGAAGAUGAAGCGGAUGACCUGGCAAAUGAAAUCUUGGUCCCUUCUCUGUCAUUGAAGAACAUCUGAAUACGAUUCUUCCAAAUUGUUUUGAUGCAAUUGGUCUGAUGCUCAUGAUUCGCAUUAUAUACCAGUACCAGCUUAUAAUGUCUCGGAGGCGAAUACCGUGUCUGGAUUCAUACUUGGAUAAGGUCAACAUUUCGUUAUGGCCCCGAUUUAAGAUGGUGUUUGACAUGCACCUCAACAGCCUUAGAAAUGCCAAUGUCCGCACUUUGUGGGAAGAUGAUGUGCAUCCUCAUUAUGUAAUGAGGCGUUAUGCUGAAUUUACAGCUUCCCUAAUCCAGCUUAAUGUUGAUUAUGGAGAUGGUCAGCUUGAACUCAACUUGGAGAGAUUGCGAAUGGCUGUAGAUGAUUUACUUGUCAAGCUUGCCAAACUAUUCCAGAAACCGAAGUUGCAAACUGUAUUUUUGAUAAAUAACUGCGACAUGACAAUUGCUGUAUUGAAGGAAGCUGGUCCUGAGGGGAGCAAAAUUCAAAUGCACUUUGAAGAGUUGCUGAAAAGCAAUACAUCCAUUUAUGUGGAGGAACUACUCAUGGAACACUUCAGUGACUUGAUCAAAUUUGUAAAGAUUAGAGCAUCGGAGGACCCAAGUUCCGGUUCGUCAGAGCGGCCGAUUAGUGUGAGUGAAGUAGAGCCAAUAAUAAAGGACUUUGGCAGCAGAUGGAAAGCUGCAAUAGAGCUGAUGCACAAUGAUGUGAUAACUUCAUUUAGUAACUUCUUAUGUGGUAUGGAAAUUCUGAGAGCAGCUUUGACACAGCUAUUGCUUUACUACACGAGGCUUUCGGAUUGCAUGAAGAGAAUCGCAGGUGGGUCUAGCUUGAACAAGGACUUGGUUUCCAUAUCUUCCAUAAUGUACGAGAUUAGAAAAUACUCCAGGACCUUUUGAUUUCAUACUUUGUUUCUCAUUGUCUUUUAUGUAAAAUUUUCUGGCUUUGCUUGUAACAUACAUGUUCCUGAUUUUUUUAUUGAAGAGAGACAGCUUUUUGUUGUGCGUAA
Erythranthe guttata (spotted monkey flower) is the source of this 1632-nucleotide messenger RNA. The record is from RefSeq and is a predicted model, not a curated record. Lineage: Eukaryota; Viridiplantae; Streptophyta; Magnoliopsida; Lamiales; Phrymaceae.